Molecule: messenger RNA, 1070 nt
Organism: Poecilia latipinna (sailfin molly)
Lineage: Eukaryota; Metazoa; Chordata; Actinopteri; Cyprinodontiformes; Poeciliidae
Product: complement factor H-like
Exons: 8
Coding region: 190-846 (218 amino acids)
Source: RefSeq, a predicted model, not a curated record
GUUUCUACCUCAGCCCGUUUGCCUCUAGUAACUAUGUGUACAGUACUGACUUGACCAAUAAAGUGAAUUAAGUGGCGGGAGAAUCGUUUACACCAUGAGGAGAGUCUCUACACACCAUCUCCAUGUCUAAAGUUGGCCUGAGGCAGAAACUGCUUUAUCAGGAUAGUUUGUCUCCUUCCACAAUAUGUUAUGAAGGUUUUCCUGGACACCGGCAGACAGAGAAAACUCCUCAUCCUGUACCUAUUUAUCUGGAAUAUUGCAGCUGAUUGUCCCCUACCUGAACAUGGAGAGUACACAGUUCUCACAAAUGAGUCCCUUCUAAUAAAUGAUUUCCCUGAUGGUACUGUGAUCACAUAUGAGUGCAGACUUGGACAUGUAAAAACAAGUGGCACUGGGACAUCGAACUGCGUCAAUGGGAAGUGGACCGAGCCAGAUAUCAUCUGCAGGACUUAUUGUCCCAUGCCUGAAGGUGGAAAGAACAUGGUUCUCACUGAUGAAUCCCUCCUAAGAAAGGAUUUCCCAGAUGGUACUAAGCUCACUUAUAAGUGCAACAACGGAUAUGAAAAAGAAAGUGGAUCUGAGAUCAUAACCUGCAUUGGUGGGAAUUGGACUGAGCCCGAUCUAAUCUGCAAGGCUUAUUGCCGUAUACCUAAAGGUGGAGAAAACUUGGUUCUCACUGACGAAUCCCUCCUAAAAGAGCAUUUCCCAGAUGGAACCGAGGUCAUAUAUAAGUGCAGCAAUGGAUUUGAAAAAGAACGUGGCUCUGAGAACAUAACCUGCAUUGAUGGGAAUUGGACUGAGCCAGAUCUAAUCUGCAAGAAACAGAGUAUAGUAGAGACUAUAUGAAGGAAAUACACCUCCUAUAGGCAGUGGGGCCAUUUUUGCAAUAGUUUGCUCCAUAGUUGGAAUUUUUAUAAACAUCUGUCUAAAGAGAAGAUGAUGAUUGAACACUUUGAUUCCAUAGGAUAUUAAAUUCUCUGAAAGUCACUGAAACAAUGUACAAUCAUUAAUCUUCAGGGGUUUUAUUGUGCAUUGACUUAGUUGGUUCUUACUAACAAACCAAUGUAAAA